CCCGUGCCUCCUCCGUUCUCCACUCCAACCCCCCAAACGAACCGGACCGAGCGGCCGCCGCCGCCGCCUUCCCUCCUCUUCCUUUUCGUCUCUGACUUUUUCUCCAAGCUCAUCUCCCUCCCUCCCUCCCUCCCCCCGAUCUUGGGAGAGAGCGAAGCAUGUCCUGGCGGUGGGCUCUCGCGCGCCGCGUCGCCGCGCUGGCCGCCGGGAGCGGGGCCAGCGGCGCGGCCCAGGCGCAGAGGCUCCUGACGACCUCGUCCGGCGCCGGCGCCGCCCUCCUCGGGCGGCAGCACCUGCCCCUCGCCUCCCAGAUUCGGAGCAAGGUGGUGGGUUGUAGAGGAGCUGCUUUCAUGAGCUCCAGAUGGCUACAUGAUGCUCAGUACCAGGUUCGCCAGGAUGGGGAUUCAAGGUCUCAGGAACACAGAGAUCCAUUUGAAUUAGUCGCCGAUGAUCUAUCACUCGUUGCAGAUAGAUUACGAUCCAUGGUGGCUGCUGAGGUCCCUAAACUGGCAUCAGCAGCUGAGUACUUUUUCAAAGUGGGAGCUGAGGGGAAAAAAUUCCGACCUACAGUUUUGUUACUGAUGGCUUCAGCUCUCAAAUUCCCCCUGUCAGAAUCAACAGAAGGCGGAGUUCUCAGUAUCUUAGCGGAUAAACUCCGCGCACCCCAUCUGAACAUUGCAGAGAUAACCGAGAUGAUUCAUGUUGCAAGCCUUCUGCAUGAUGAUGUUCUAGAUGAUGCUGAUACUAGGCGUGGUGUCAGUUCGUUGAAUCUUGUUAUGGGGAACAAGCUCUCUGUAUUGGCAGGCGACUUCCUCCUGUCUAGAGCAUGUGUGGCACUUGCAGCACUUGGGAACACAGAGGUGGUAUCCCUAAUGGCAACUGCUGUAGAACAUCUAGUUACUGGUGAAACUAUGCAGAUCUCAACAAGCAGAGAGCAACGACGAAGCAUGGAAUACUACCUGCAGAAGACGUACUACAAAACAGCAUCACUGAUAUCAAAUAGUUGCAAGGCUGUUGCUGUUCUCGCGGGGCACACUGCUGAGGUCUCGAUGCUUGCGUACGAAUAUGGUCGAAACUUGGGUUUGGCGUUCCAGUUGAUUGAUGAUGUUCUAGAUUUCACUGGCACAUCCGCAUCCCUUGGGAAGGGUUCAUUGUCUGAUAUUCGCCAUGGAAUCAUUACUGCCCCAAUUCUAUAUGCAAUGGAGGAAUUCCCGCAACUACAUGAAGUUGUUGACAGCGGUUUCGACAAUCCUGCAAAUGUUGAACUUGCCCUUGACUAUCUCCAGAAGAGCCGUGGAAUUGAAAGGACGAAAGAGCUUGCACGGGAACACGCUAACCGUGCAAUCAAAGCUAUAGAAGCCCUUCCGGAUAGUGACGACGAGGAUGUUCUGACUUCAAGACGCGCUCUUAUUGACAUAACAGAGAGAGUCAUCACAAGGACAAAGUAGCAAGUGUUUGGCAUUCCCAAGGUGAAUGGAAAGCUGAACCUCGCCACAGGCCAAGUAUCCCACUUGGAAGAUUUUGUAUACUCCGGUUCAUUGCAUUCUUUUCACAGCACAAGUUUAGGACCUGCAUUUCUCAGAGCUGUAGUGGGUUUUUUCUACAAGUGGCAGCAAAAUAUGUAUAUCACUGAUUGCAAUGAUCACAAGAUAUUAUGUGGACAUAUAAUUGGGAGCACUGAACCCAAUAUACGAGAAGAAUGGAUUGUUGACUCC
Panicum hallii is the source of this 1715-nucleotide messenger RNA. RefSeq names its product solanesyl-diphosphate synthase 1, mitochondrial. NCBI's taxonomy places the organism in Eukaryota, Viridiplantae, Streptophyta, Magnoliopsida, Poales, Poaceae. Gene Ontology annotation, biological process: isoprenoid biosynthetic process; ubiquinone biosynthetic process. Bases 159 to 1448 code for a protein of 429 amino acids. Gene Ontology annotation, cellular component: transferase complex. The record is from RefSeq and is a predicted model, not a curated record. Gene Ontology annotation, molecular function: prenyltransferase activity. The transcript is spliced from 12 exons.